AGAAGGUAAGUUCCUCAGACAAGCGGUCAGUUCGAAUAGGACUCCCAAGCGAUUAACACAAGAGUGUCUUCGGCUGUGUCCUGUCUCAGAAAUAACCGACGAUGCGAUCCCUGGCGCUCACCCUCGUCGCCCUCGUGGCCUGCACGCACGCCGCUCUUCUCGACCACGACCACGACCACCACCACCACGACUUCGAGCUCGCGACGGGAGAGGAGAGCAAGAUCGCCAAUGCAAGGAUCAACGAACUCUUCGAAGGACUCGCCAGGUCGGACGUCAGCAGGACGCCCGCGGACAUGCCUACGAUGACUGAAAUCCCAACUGAUAUCACAUUCUCGUGCGCAGGGAAGCUACCCGGUUACUAUGCUGAUGUUCAGUAUGACUGCCAGCUCUACCACGUCUGCGAAGCCCAUGAUAUGACUUCGUACCUGUGUCCCAACGGCACGAUCUUCAACCAGGAGAUCUUCGCUUGCGAUUGGUGGUUCAGCGUGGACUGUUCCGCGGCGCCGAACUUCUACCACUUGAACGAAGAGAUUUACAAGGACCCCGAGGUGGAGGAGACUGCCGAGGGCCAAGAGCAGCAGAGGGCCAAGAGUGCCACAGCAGGAUGGCGAAGCGAGCAGACCUUCAGUUUCGGUAAGGCUCGUGUCGAGGACCCCUUCGCUGCCAUCUUCCAGCAGGCAUCACCAACCCUCCUCCUUCCCCAGGGCCUUUCCGUGCCCGACAAGACGCCCGCGAGUAGCGCCAAGGUGGAGUCCGUGGCCGCCCCUAAGCGGGCGUCCUUCUUCAUCCCGGUUCCCGCGCCAGCUCAGAACCGGGAGAGAACCGCGAGUCAGAUCAGCGACUACCUGCCACCUACACAGGACUACCUUCCCCCCUCCGAUGACUACUUGCCGCCUACCCAGGAUUACCUUCCCCCCUCCGAUGACUACUUGCCGCCUACCCAGGAUUACCUUCCGCCAUCCGGAGACUACCUUCCUCCCUCAUUCCGCUUCAAGCAAAAUGUUUAAAAUGUUUUAAAAAUUAUAUCGAUAUGGCCACUCCUUUGACUUUCGUAAAUCGUGAAUUUGUGUAGGAUCGAACUUUUGUAUAAAUUUCCACGAUAAACUUCAAUGUAUUUAUAAACACAAGUAAAUACGACGUGUACAUAUUCUAAACCAAUUCAUCAGAAAGUAAAAUCCUGUCUGUAUAAAAUCACUUCUACGUAGUGUCGAAUAAAUUAUUUACGUACGCCGAGGAGUGUCUAGAAAAUGUAAACAUGAAAUACACCCAUAACUCAUCAGAAAAA
Molecule: messenger RNA, 1285 nt
Organism: Penaeus indicus
Lineage: Eukaryota; Metazoa; Arthropoda; Malacostraca; Decapoda; Penaeidae
Exons: 7
Coding region: 102-1007 (301 amino acids)
Cellular component (GO): extracellular region
Molecular function (GO): chitin binding
Source: RefSeq, a predicted model, not a curated record